GAAGAAGAAGAAGAAGAAGAAGAAGAAGAAGAAGAAGAAGAAGAAGAAGAAGAAGAAGAAGAAAUGGAAGAAGAAGAAAAAGAAAAGCAGUCGAAGAAGGAGGAAGAAGAAGAAGAAGAAGAAGAAGAAGAAGAAGAAGAAGAAGUUAGAUGCUCUCCUCGGCUACAGGUGGGGAUGAAAGGUUACUGGCGGCGGGAGAGGAAAGCCGCUGCGACAGAUCGCAUUAGCCUUAGGACAUAA
Molecule: messenger RNA, 240 nt
Organism: Penaeus indicus
Lineage: Eukaryota; Metazoa; Arthropoda; Malacostraca; Decapoda; Penaeidae
Product: histone H3.v1-like
Exons: 4
Source: RefSeq, a predicted model, not a curated record